AUCCCGAGGGCCAAUGGGCGCGCACCGUGGUGCUCCGCCGCCAAAGCUUGCGCGGGGGAAGCGGGGCUGUAGCUAGGCAGGGAGAGGGCGAUCGAAAUCGGCAGCGGUCUCGGCUGCCGCGCUGCCGGCGCUGCCACCGCUGCCCGGCCCGCGGGGCGCGCCCUGACCCUUCCUCUUUGGGCAGGCUCGAGGGCGCGCGCACGGUCGGCGUUCCGGGGCCUCAAACUCCUGGGCCUUGACCGGGCAGGCCGCGUCUCCCUGGGUGUGAGUCCACCAGGACCUGGCCGCCGCCAAGCGCGGGCGCCACAGAAGCGACGGCGCCCGAAGACGCACUCCUGGCUCGGCCCGACAGCCUCGCUUGGCCGCCAGUUCUUCUGCAGCCGAAGGCGGUUGUUCUUUUAAAGAAUUAUUGAAGACGAAGGUUUUUUUCUUUUUUUCUUUUUAUUUUUUUAAUGGCUUUACAGAAUCUUAAAUAGAAUACAGUUUGACAUGACGGCAAAAAAUGUUGGUUUGACUUCCACAAAUGCAGAAGUAAGAGGAUUUAUAGAUCAGAAUCUCAGUCCAACAAAAGGCAACAUUUCAUUUGUUGCAUUUCCAGUUUCCAAUACCAACUCACCUACGAAGAUUUUACCAAAAACCUUAGGACCAAUAAAUGUGAAUGUUGGACCCCAAAUGAUUAUAAGCACACCACAGAGACUAACCAGUUCAGGAAGUGUUCUGAUUGGGAGUCCAUAUACCCCUGCACCAGCAAUGGUUACUCAGACACACAUAGCAGAAGCUACUGGCUGGGUCCCUGGUGAUAGAAAACGGGCUAGAAAAUUUAUAGACUCUGAUUUUUCAGAAAGUAAACGAAGCAAAAAAGGAGAUAAAAAUGGGAAAGGCUUGAGACACUUUUCAAUGAAAGUGUGUGAGAAAGUUCAACGAAAAGGUACAACAUCAUACAAUGAAGUCGCUGAUGAGCUGGUAUCAGAGUUCACCAAUUCAAAUAACCAUUUGGCUGCUGAUUCGCAGGCUUACGAUCAGAAGAACAUUAGGCGAAGAGUUUAUGAUGCUUUAAAUGUGCUAAUGGCAAUGAACAUAAUUUCAAAGGAAAAAAAAGAAAUCAAGUGGAUUGGCCUGCCUACCAAUUCUGCUCAGGAAUGUCAGAAUCUGGAGAUAGAGAAGCAGAGGCGGAUAGAACGGAUAAAGCAGAAGCGGGCCCAGCUGCAAGAACUUCUCCUGCAGCAAAUCGCUUUCAAAAACCUGGUACAGAGAAAUCGACAAAAUGAGCAGCAAAACCAGGGCCCCCCGGCUCUGAACUCUACUAUUCAGCUGCCAUUCAUAAUCAUCAAUACAAGCAGAAAAACAGUCAUAGAUUGCAGCAUCUCCAGCGACAAGUUUGAGUAUCUUUUCAAUUUUGACAACACCUUUGAGAUCCAUGAUGACAUAGAAGUACUAAAGCGGAUGGGAAUGUCAUUUGGCCUAGAGUCAGGCAAAUGCUCUCUGGAGGAUCUGAAACUUGCGAAAUCCCUGGUGCCAAAGGCUUUAGAAGGUUAUAUCACAGAUAUCUCCACAGGACCUUCUUGGUUAAAUCAGGGACUACUUCUGAACUCUACCCAAUCGGUUUCAAAUUUAGACCUGACCACUGGUGCCACCUUACCCCAGUCAAGUGUAAACCAAGGGUUAUGCUUGGAUGCAGAAGUGGCCUUAGCAACUGGGCAGUUCCUGGCCCCAAACAGUCACCAGUCCAGCAGUGCGGCCUCUCACUGCUCCGAGUCGCGAGGCGAGACCCCCUGUUCGUUCAAUGAUGAAGAUGAGGAAGAUGAGGAGGAGGAUUCCUCCUCCCCAGAAUAAAGACAAGAGAAAGCCUACGUGUCAAUAUGUGAUGCUCAUGUGUGUUUGUAGAGUGAGCUCUUGUUUUUGAAAUGAUUGCUUCAGUCUUUGCCUUUGUUUGCACUGUGUGUUCAGUGAAAACUAGAGAAACACAAUAAGCAAAUCACAUGAAGGCUGAGAUGAUUGAGAUGAAAGUUAACAUAGUGUGAAUGAAAGUCUGGCCAACAGAGCAGUAGAUGAUAUAACAAAGCAUGCUUUCUGAGGAGAUAGUGGGGAUAAUCCCUGAAGAGUUGGCAGUGUGAGUGUAACUCAUUUAUCUUCUAUGAGGUGGGAUUUUUGUGUUCCUCACACCCAUGUAAUUAUUCUUAGAAUUGAGAUUGCUACACGGAGCAGUCCUUGACGAUCGUGUUUCUGACGUUUCUCUUCCUUGCCUGGACUGCCUUUGACAAGGUAGAAAUGAACAUGAAAAGUCCCCAGGAGAGGGGAGCUGUGUAGUGAGGGAUACUGAGGGCAGUCCUGUGGCCGAGGGGCACAGAUUGAACUGCUGAACUAGUUGGAGGUCUAGAUGAGGUGCUUUACGCAUCAGCUGCCUUAGACAGCUUCUAGAAAGGAGCGAGCGCUACUUCUUAAGUACUUAAGUGACAUUUAGAUAAUUUAUAGUAAAACUGAAAUUAUUAUUAGCCAAUGCAUUGGUGCAUAGAAUUUCCUAGGGCUACUUCUGGAAGCCAAACUAGAAUAGCAUUUCCAUGUGCAUUAAAUACUUUGCCAGCACUGCCUUUUGCCAGCAUCCUAAAUCUGGAGUUUUACAAAGAAGGAAACUGUUAUCUUUAGGUUAAUCAAAGCUAUGCAUUUCAUAUAGCUUUUUCAUUUAAAACAAGACAAAGAAACAAACUCCUAUGACCAAAUUGCUUGCCUACAGUUCCCUGCAAUAAUUGUAUGAUCUCACCCAGUGUGCAAUUUGUGAAAAUGAACCAAAUGUCAUUACUUUUGUCUUCAAGAAAAGUCUAUUUCAAGAAUA
Nomascus leucogenys (northern white-cheeked gibbon) is the source of this 2830-nucleotide messenger RNA. RefSeq names its product transcription factor Dp-2 (gene TFDP2). Lineage: Eukaryota; Metazoa; Chordata; Mammalia; Primates; Hylobatidae. Gene Ontology annotation, biological process: regulation of transcription by RNA polymerase II; regulation of cell cycle. The record is from RefSeq and is a predicted model, not a curated record. Gene Ontology annotation, cellular component: transcription regulator complex; nucleus. Gene Ontology annotation, molecular function: RNA polymerase II transcription regulatory region sequence-specific DNA binding; DNA-binding transcription factor activity, RNA polymerase II-specific.